Paralichthys olivaceus (Japanese flounder) is the source of this 969-nucleotide messenger RNA. NCBI's taxonomy places the organism in Eukaryota, Metazoa, Chordata, Actinopteri, Pleuronectiformes, Paralichthyidae. The record is from RefSeq and is a predicted model, not a curated record.
UUUAUUUUCAGUGGGUGAUUUUGCCAGUAAAAUUCAACUCUGAUAAUGACUCAAGGUUUAACAAACAUCCUGGGUGAGUGGAAAUGCCUGGAGGAAGAGUAUCAACAUCUUCAGGAGACACACAGAAUCUACUUACAGAAACUGGAUGAAAUUUCCAAACUACAAAAGAGCUGCUCUUCCUCCAUUUCCCAUCAGAGAAAAAGACUAAAUGAGAUCUCACAUCUGGUGAAGAAAUGCAGCACAGGAACAUCAGAAGAAGCCACAACAAACAUCAAUGUGAUAAAUGAUAAAAUGAAGACGCGACCAAAUGCUCUCUUUGAAAUGGAAUCUUUUCUUCCCAAGAAAAAUGGGCUGUAUCUGAGUCUGGUCCUUGGAAAUGUGAAUGUCACUCUUCUCAGCAAACAGUCAAAAAUUAAAGGCUGGUGGGUUGUUCAUCACUAUGUCUCAGCUUUUUUGUCCGGUGUGAUGCUGACAUGGCCGGAUGGGAACCUUUACAAGAUGUUCAGGAACCAGUUCCUUGCCUACUCCCUCUAUCAAAGUUUUGUUCAGUGUCUGCAGUGCUACUAUCAGAGUGGAUGCCUGUACAGAUUAAGAGCCCUGGGAGAAAGACACAACAUGGAUCUGACAGUGGAGGGAUUUCAGUCAUGGAUGUGGAAAGGGCUGACGUUUCUUUUGCCUUUCCUCUUUUUUGGUCAUUUCUGGCAACUCUUCAAUGGCCUCUCUCUCUUCAAAAUGUCUCAGCUCCCAGACUGUAAAGAAUGGCAGGUCUUGAUGUGCAGUCACUGCUUCCUUAUUCUAUUCAUGGGAAAUUUCUUCACCACUGUCGCUGUGGUCCGUCAGAAGCUCAAGAGCAGAAAUCGGAAACAGAAGAGUCUGUGAUACAACGUAAUCAAAUAGAGCAUGACCAAAAAAUGCUGACUCACAUGUUCCCAAGUUCAUAUCUUUAUUAAUAUUAUCCUNGAAAUAUAU